Molecule: messenger RNA, 925 nt
Organism: Hippopotamus amphibius kiboko
Lineage: Eukaryota; Metazoa; Chordata; Mammalia; Artiodactyla; Hippopotamidae
Product: serum basic protease inhibitor-like
Exons: 3
Coding region: 47-370 (107 amino acids)
Molecular function (GO): serine-type endopeptidase inhibitor activity
Source: RefSeq, a predicted model, not a curated record
GUCAGCCCCCAGCUUUCCUCAGAAGCCCUCUUGCAAGGCCACGAAGAUGAGCCGGCUCUGCCUCUCUGUAGCCCUUCUCAUCCUUGUUGUUUCCCUGGUGUCCUGCACCAUAGGGGAUAAAGGCAAGAGCCAUGUCAAAGGAGCUUCUCGGCCUGCUUUCUGCCUGCAGCCUCCUUACACAGGCCCCUGCAAGGCCCGCAAGCUCAUGUACUUCUACAACUCCAAGUCCGGGCUCUGUGAGGUCUUUGUAUAUGGUGGCUGCCUGGGGAAGAGCAACAAUUUCCACACGGCAGAGAAAUGCAUUAAGACCUGUGGUGGUCAUGCGGGGACCCGGCGAGGAACUGUGAGCUCUGCUGCCUUGAAACUCUGAAGUCCGAGAAGGACCCACACAUGGCUGGGCUGUGGCUGCUUCUGAAACAGUUUGAUCUCCUCUGAGUCCUUCUCAACCCUCCCCUCCUCAGCAGAACCCUGUCUCUUUCCUUCCCCCUAUGGGUCUAUUUGCUUUAGUUCUGUCUUGUCCAGUGGGUUCUAAACACCAUGAGAACAAAUCUUCCCUUUAUAACUUGCACUUAGCACAGUUCCUAGCACAAAGGAGACAGUCCAUAAAUAUUAGAGGAAGGAAGGAAUAAAUGCAGGAGCACAUUGCUCAUGACCCGAGUACAUGUAGAGUCUAUGUUUUGAAGCCAGGAUUCUUAUCUUAACCCCCAUCCUCACUGUAUCCUCACUUUCAUUCCCCUCCCCACCAUCACUACUCUCCUUAUGGGUGGCCAAGGUGGAAUUUCUGGCAUGCACUUUUCAGCAUCAUUGGUAGCAGAGGUCUUUUCAAUAAAGACGCCCCUUUCCCUCACAGUGAUAUUACACAUUUUCCUUUCUGUGGCUUCAAACCAUCUCUCUAUUAUUUCAAUAAAUUCAUAUUCAAGUUGAA